Messenger RNA from Seminavis robusta, 2177 nucleotides. Lineage: Eukaryota; Bacillariophyta; Bacillariophyceae; Naviculales; Naviculaceae. The record is from the annotation of a GenBank genome assembly.
UUUUACGAUUGAAGAUUCGAAGACCUUCAUCGACUUUCGUCUUAUUGGGCUGUAGCUUGUGCUCGAAUACAUGUAGUAAUAAGGAUCCCAAACGCAAUGGGUUUUGACCGAAGCUCGAGCUUUAAAAAGGAAGUUGCUCUCUGAUCGAAUGAAUCGAAAGUUAAGAGAAGAUGGGACUCACACUUUGCAAUGUUGCCUCCGACGAACGCCACUAUGGCGACUUUAUUUGCGUCAUUUGCCAGCAGGUAGUUGACUUGGAUGCAUUGGUGACAACGCCUUGCUCCCACUGUUUUUGUAAUCAGUGCCUUACUGAAUGGGUCGACAGAACGAGUAACAACGUGGUCGAUGAUAGACUUCCUUAUCCGUACGGCUCAUCCUCGGCAGCGCCAAGGUGUCCGACGUGUUCCCACGACAUUCUCUAUUCACACAAUGUACAAGCAUCCAAGUACGCUGCCAUGAUGAUUGGGAAGAAUACCGUCACUGUGCAACCGUUGCAGACAUGCCAGCCACUAGCCUACCGAGUCUUGAAAAAAAUUAAAGUGAACUGUCCGCUGGGAAGCAGAGUAGGGUGUCAAUGGUCUGGAGAUUACGGAGACCUGAAGGAUCAUUUGCUCUCCAAGACAGCACAUGAUGAUUGCGAAAUUCCAGUGGGUUCUCUACCAACUACAUCCCCAGCCAAGGAGAGUGCAAGCAAACAGUCUUCGACCAGUGCAAUUAUCGAGCAGGAGAGGCUGUUUUCAUUGGCAAUAUCCUUCAAGGACGAAGGGAACGACCAAUUCUCCGCAGGUCACAUUGAGGAGGCGAGAGAAUUAUACAGCAGGGCCUUAACAAUGCUUUCCAAGACUACUGAUGACAAGCUGAAGGCCACUUGUUACUCCAACCGUGCAGCAGCAUUGCUAACUCUGGAGAGGUACUCGGAAUGUGUCCAAGAUUGCACCAAAGCCAUUCAACUGAAUCCUUCCUACCUCAAGGCGUAUGUUAGGAAAGCCAAAGCUCUAAAGCAACAAGGGAACCUCCAUCAAGUUGCGGAAGUAUGGGCUCAAGCAGCCGAGAAGUGUCCUGAUGAAAGUGCUCAGAAAUUGAUCAGAACCGAACGUCCAAAGGCUGUGUAUCUAAACCAGCUCAUGAAGGAUGGAAAGCAACUUCUGGGGCAAGGCUCCUUUGCUGGGGCCAAAGCGGCCUACGGGAGAGUGCUGCUGGAGACUUCAGCUCCAGAUGCCCUGGUUGGUGCCGCCAAGGCUGACCUUGGUCUCGGUCUGACAGAAUCCGCCAUGAGGUUCAGCCAUCAGAUCAUCCGAGGUUUGCCUGACCACAUCGCCGAGGGUUAUGAAAUUCGUGGUGAAUGCCUCUUCUUGAUGGGUGACUUUGAAGGGGGGCAAAAGCUGUUAAGCGAAGCCUUGCGACAAGCACCUGACUUGAAGUCAACACAGAUCUUGCGCAAACGAUGCAACAAAGUAGUGGCGCUUGUCAAGGAGGCUCGAGAUCUAGCUUUUCAUCGCAAGUUUGAACAAGCUGUCGAGACCUACACAGAUGCAAUCAAAGAGUUUCUUAUCUUGCCUCCCAAAUCCACAUUGUUUGGAAUGUUGUACACGGAACGUGCCGAGUCCUACCUGCGUUUGAAGCAAUACGAUACAGCGUUGAAGGAAGCUUUGGUGGUGCUUCGUGUUCGUGAGGACUACAAGCCUGCAUGGUUAGUGAGACUUCAGGCAUUACAUGGCUUAGGACGCCACGCUGAUGCAAAGAGUGAUGCUGAUAACCUGGUGCAGAGGUGGGGAGAUGAUACAGAAAUCCGACAAGCACAGACGAAAGCGGACUUCAAAGUUCGCAAGCAGCACCGGCUCGAUCUCUACAGCUUUUUGGGUGUAUCUCCGGUGGCUUCUGAACUCGAAAUCAAGCAGGCCUACAAUCGUGAGUCGAGUGAAUGCCACCCCAACAAGUACGGAGACGACAGCGAAGCUUCCGAAGAUGAGAAAAAGGCAGCAGCGAAGCGAUACCGUCUCUUGGGAGACGCCCUGGAGAUUUUGUGUGAUGAUUUCAAACGGCAACUCUAUGAUGCUGGGUAUGACCAGCAAGCUAUCCAAGAGCGAACGGAAAAGGCUCGUAGGGCGGCAAAGUCUCUGUAAGUUUAGUUACAAAUGGUUUUCUCUGCCAUAGUAGCGUCCUGAUACAGUACGAUA